Molecule: messenger RNA, 5037 nt
Organism: Hemibagrus wyckioides
Lineage: Eukaryota; Metazoa; Chordata; Actinopteri; Siluriformes; Bagridae
Gene: rbpjb
Product: recombination signal binding protein for immunoglobulin kappa J region b
Exons: 11
Coding region: 112-1542 (476 amino acids)
Biological process (GO): Notch signaling pathway; regulation of transcription by RNA polymerase II
Cellular component (GO): nucleus; MAML1-RBP-Jkappa- ICN1 complex
Molecular function (GO): RNA polymerase II cis-regulatory region sequence-specific DNA binding; DNA-binding transcription activator activity, RNA polymerase II-specific
Source: RefSeq, a predicted model, not a curated record
UCUGUCUCCCUCGUCCCUUCAUCUCCAGUCCGCUUGUGUUGUCUCGGCGGCUGGUCGGUGUGGGAGAGCGGAUCUCGCGAGUGUUGGAGUUUUGGUGAGAGUUUGUGGAAGAUGGCGCCUGUUGUGACAGGGAAGCUCGGGGAGCGCCCUCAACCACAGCGCCUGACAAGAGAAGCAAUGAGAAACUAUCUGAAGGAGCGAGGAGACCAAACCGUUCUGAUCCUCCAUGCUAAAGUUGCACAGAAAUCCUACGGCAAUGAAAAAAGGUUCUUUUGCCCUCCUCCAUGUGUGUAUCUAAUGGGCUGCGGCUGGAAGAAAAAGAGGGAACAGAUGGAGAGAGACGGAUGCUCGGAGCAGGAGUCUCAGCCAUGCGCCUUCAUCGGCAUUGGGAAUAGUGACCAGGAGAUGCAGCAGCUCAACCUGGAGGGAAAGAAUUACUGCACAGCCAAAACGUUGUACAUCUCGGACUCAGACAAGCGCAAGCACUUCAUGUUGUCGGUGCGCAUGCUCUACGGCAACAGCGCCAACAUCGGCGUCUUCCUUAGCAAGCGCAUCAAGGUCAUCUCAAAGCCUUCCAAAAAGAAGCAGUCGCUCAAGAACGCUGACUUGUGCAUAGCGUCUGGAACGAAAGUGGCACUGUUUAACAGACUGCGGUCUCAGACGGUCAGUACACGCUACCUCCAUGUGGAGGGAGGGAACUUUCAUGCCAGCUCACAACAAUGGGGAGCCUUCUAUAUUCACCUCUUGGAUGACGAUGAAUCUGAGGGAGAGGAAUUCACCGUGCGUGAUGGCUACAUUCACUACGGCCAAACUGUCAAACUUGUCUGCUCUGUCACAGGAAUGGCCCUGCCACGACUGAUCAUCCGUAAGGUGGAUAAGCAGACGGCCUUGUUGGACGCAGAUGACCCCGUGUCUCAGCUGCAUAAGUGUGCCUUCUACCUAAAGGAUACAGAGAGGAUGUACCUGUGCCUUUCCCAAGAGAGGAUCAUCCAGUUUCAAGCCACUCCAUGCCCAAAAGAACCAAAUAAAGAGAUGAUUAACGACGGUGCCUCUUGGACAAUCAUCAGCACAGAUAAAGCAGAAUACACCUUCUAUGAGGGAAUGGGUCCAGUCCACUCAUCUGUCACCCCUGUGCCUGUGGUUGAAAGCUUACAGCUGAACGGUGGAGGAGAUGUAGCAAUGCUGGAGCUAACAGGGCAGAACUUUGCUCCAAACCUACGUGUGUGGUUCGGGGAAGUGGAAGCCGAGACAAUGUACAGGUGUGGAGAAAGCAUGCUGUGUGUUGUACCGGACAUUUCAGCGUUCCGUGAGGGUUGGCGGUGGGUGAGACAGCCGGUCCAGGUUCCUGUAACGCUGGUGCGGAACGACGGCAUCAUCUACUCCACCACUCUGACGUUCACGUACACGCCUGAGCCGGGCCCGAGGCCCCACUGCAGCGCAGCCGGAGCCAUCCUGCGCUCCGCUAAUAACACCCCCAACACUGACACACCAAAUUCAGUCACGGCAAACUCCUCCAACGCCACAGCCGCCGUGGUCUCAUAACACACGUGGUAGCACUCGAGAACUUGUGGGUGGGAGGGAAAAAAAACUACAGGUACAUUUCAACAAAGUGCUGCAUAUAGAUUUCAAAACUGAACAAAGUAUUUGGGCAACACAAAGACGAGGAAUAUGGAGAGUAACGAUGAACCAAGGGGAAAGCAAUGAGGUAUGGAGGCGAAGAGAUGAGAUGUUUGGCGCUUGGUGGCGGACAUGACCGAAACAGUGGAGAACACCUGCACCUUCCGACAUACAGAAGCCGAGAACAUCUGACCCUAGCAACGAUGCAUUUAAGCAAGACAUCUCUACUCCACCUUUUUAUUUGAAUCCCCUCUCCCCCCCAACACUUUCCUGAAUUGUGUUUGUGUGAAGGAGUAAAAAUGGUUAAAAAAAAAAAACAAACAAAAAAAUCACCUGUGGCUCGGUCUGGACUUAUGAGACGAGGGUCACGUUAAAUUUGUAAAUGAAACGUAGUUUUUAUGGACCAAGGUUAUUGUAUAAGCUUUAGUAAAGGUACAUUUUCCUCCAUACAUUUUUUUUUGUAUCUAAACAUAUAGUAUGCUUUUGUUACCAAAUAGUUUCUACUCUGAGUUUUUAAUUUUUUUUUUUGUUUUUUGUUUUUUUCUUCUUUUUUUCCCUCUCAUUAGGGAUGUGGGCAUAGCAGGGUGCUGUGGCCCUCUCAUGGAUUUUGUGUAUAGCUUUCUUUUUAUUUUUUAUUUCAUCUAUAUACGUAUAGAUAUCUGUAUACGUAUAUCCUUUUCACAUUUGCUCAGACUUCAUUUUUGAUACUUCUCAAUUUUUGAUAUGGGACUUGUAUUUUCGUUCUUUUUUUUUUUUUUUUUUUUGGAGUUGUUUUGCUUUGGGAAGAAACUCAGAGGGUCUAUUUUUUAUUAUUGAUUUUUACAAAUUCUCUGAAAAGAACAAAAAAGCUUUAAGCAACGCCUCUGCCUUGUCUGCAAUAUGACGUGUAUAUGCUUCCUUUGAGGAUCUUCUGAUAGUGUGUGUUUAGGUAUCGCAGGAGGAGCAGCGACUUCUCUCUCUCUCUCUCUCUCUCUCUCUCUCUCUCUCUCUCUCUCUCUCUCUCUCUCUCUCUCUCUCCUCCUGUUCAAAACCGUGAAACCAGAAAUCACCAGUUGCAAUACCGAGGCGUGGAACGAGUGUUUCCACUAAACCGUAGCCAUUCAGUACUGCUCGUUUCUCACGCACGCAAACGAUCUGAAGCAGCGCUGCUGUGUUUGGAUGCUGUUACCAACAGUGUGUCAUAAGUCUGGACUGGACAGAUUUUCUUUCCAAGUUUGUGCUCUGAAUUCAUGCUGUCUCCUAAAACCUUUUUGAAAUUCCUUUGUCUUCCUAAUUUUUUAAUUUUUCUAAUUUUAUGUUCGAUUUAUUAUUAUUUUUUUUUUACAAAACGACUGGAUUAUUUGAAUAAUAUUCUUCCAUUAGACGUGGCCUUACUGUAACAACACUUUUAGUUGAAAUGCAGUUCACACCUUAAGACCGUGGCCUGUGACUGUAAACUCUUGAGCUCAGCCUUGUGAGGUUUUUUUUUAUUAUUUUUAUUUGUUUCUUUUUGUUUUGUUUAUCUUUCUGGACAGUCAUUAACAAGGCUGUUUAAAGUUCAGACUUGACCCCUUAACUUCCGCAUGUGGUCAAAAAACGUUUAGAUGCUCUCACAUUAACAUACCCAAAGAUGUUGUGACGCGUUUCCGUUUUUGUACGGAAUUUCUUUCCGAAGAGUGUGUUGGCAGCCGUGGCCUCUCGUACACCAAAAGUAGAGCUUUACUUCCGUCACUUAUCGAUUUGUUCCUCGUGGCCUUGCUAACACACUAAUGUACAUGAAGAUUAUUAAUGCCAGCUAGGAGAAACUAACAAAUCAGCCUGCUGUAGUAGUUUUGUACAGUAGAUUAACUUAUGCGGAGCAUCACUAUGCUUCCUUUUGCUAAGACCAUUAUUUGUAUUCCGUUGCGCCUGCGUCUUACGGCUCGUAGCCUAGCAACCGUGCUAUCUGUUUUUCCGAGCAAUUUGAUGUCUGGAGACCUAGAGAAGAUAGAAGUUUUACGCCCUUUAGAUGUACGUUCGUUGUUCAAAGAUAUAUGCAUACAGCAAUAUUGUAUAGGUUCUGUGUCUUGGUCUGUGGGAUUAACCACUGAUUUUUCACCAGCCUUGAGCCACGUUUAGUGGUUACGAUCAACAGCACGCUCAUCUCGAGUUCACUUUGCUCAUCACGUUUUACUUUCGACUAAUACAACAUCUGAUUUUUUAUUUUUUUUAUUUUUUAAGGACAAUGAAAACAACUUCCCUUCUCAAUCUAAAGAGAGAGCCGAUGCAGAUCUGAAACCAAUAGAAAAUGUUUUCAGAGAAUUGUGUUUAGAACAAAGAUUAGUGAAGAAAAUGUUAGUCAUGCUGUUUGUCCAUUCCUGACAGAAACCUUUAAGUUACAAAGCGUAACUAAAUGACAGCGUUCUUCCCUUUUUUUCCAUUUUUUUACUAAUAUGAAAAGUAGCUUUAAAGUCUAAUAUUGUAUUUUUUUAAAUUAUUAAUAAAACCGCCUCCCUCUUUAGUGUGGCGUCACCAUUGAAGUGCUUUAAGGCCAGCUUGCUUCCUAGUAGACAAAAAAAAAGCCCUUAUUAUUUGAAUUUGCUUAAGAAACGAGAACCGGCCGUCCAUCCUGUUUGUUUUCAGCUGUUUGAGGACGUUCUAAGCAGUUUGGCCUGUAAAUAAAGAAAAUAAAUAAAAGUGUCGAUUCGCAGCAAUCACCUGAAGCAGUGGCAACAACUUUCAUCUGUAUUGCUCUCCAAACAGGCUUCUAUGACAAUCCUAGCUGUUUUUUGCUGUUUACAUUGACUUUGUUGUCUUUUUUUUUUUUAAUUUUUUUUUAUUAAUUGUUUUGCUGCGGAGCUUUAGAAUGAAGGAACUUUCUGAACUGGGUGUGCUUUACAUUAUUUACCAAGUUAAAGAAUGAAUAAUCUGACAAAACAUAUCUUUUACUUAUGUCCAUUAAGUAAUAUCUUUCUGUCUCUUGGAGACUUCAGCCGUAUAGGAAAACACACACACACACACACACUCACACACACAACAGUGUUGCAUAUCAUGGUCACAGUAUCCCAGCUUCAGUUCACAUUUCCACAGUACGAGCUGUGAGCAUCUCAGAAUCUCAGCUCGUCGUGUUCUUCAGCUUUUAUAUUCCAGCGGUAACGUUUUUCACGUGGCCUCCCUGCCUUUUCCACGUUUUACUUGGCUCUUCCGAAUGCAGCUGUUUUUUUACGAGCUCUGAUGGAUGUGUAUUGCGUGUAUGUCCUCUAAUAUGCCAAAUGAUUCUUUUUUUUUUUUUUACUUUGACUUUCAUGCACUGCCCAAGAAAAAAAAUAGCACCAGAGGCAGCUUUUGAGGGGAAAAACCCUUUCAUUUUAUUAGAUGAUGAGCUGAAAAGCAAGUUACAAUUUCAAAAUAAUAAACAACAUGCAAAAUGCAUCUCUCUCUCUCUCUCUCUCUCUCUCUCUC